This is a messenger RNA of Musa acuminata AAA Group (dessert banana), 1493 nucleotides long. RefSeq names its product phosphoglycerate kinase, cytosolic-like. The coding region runs from base 71 to 1276 and encodes 401 amino acids. Gene Ontology annotation, molecular function: ATP binding; phosphoglycerate kinase activity; ADP binding. Gene Ontology annotation, cellular component: cytosol. The record is from RefSeq and is a predicted model, not a curated record. Gene Ontology annotation, biological process: gluconeogenesis; glycolytic process. The transcript is spliced from 6 exons. NCBI's taxonomy places the organism in Eukaryota, Viridiplantae, Streptophyta, Magnoliopsida, Zingiberales, Musaceae.
CUCUCGCCUCUCAACCUCUCCCGCUCCUCAUCCCUCGUUUCCGUCGAAACCUCCCGUUUCCAGAUCUAGAAUGGCGACGAAGAAGAGUGUUGGUGCGCUGACGGAAGCCGAUCUUAAGGGGAAGAAGGUGUUCGUGAGGGUGGAUCUGAACGUUCCCUUGGACGAGAACCUGAAGGUCACCGAUGACACCCGGAUCCGCGCCUCCGUCCCGACGAUCAAGUACUUGAUGGAACGCGGCGCCAGGAUCAUCCUUGCUAGUCAUUUGGGUCGCCCCAAAGGUGUCACUCCAAAGUACAGCUUGAAGCCAGUUGUCCCUAGGCUAUCUGAGCUUCUUGGUGUUAAUGUUGCGAUGGCCAACGACUGUAUUGGAGUGGAAGUUGAGAAAUUGAUUUCUGCAUUACCAGAUGGAGGUGUUCUGCUUCUUGAGAAUGUAAGAUUCUACAAGGAGGAAGAGAAGAAUGAUCCAGAGUUUGCAAAGAAGUUAGCAUCAUUGGCUGAUCUCUAUGUCAAUGAUGCCUUUGGCACUGCCCAUAGAGCUCAUGCUUCGACAGAGGGAGUCACCAAAUAUUUAAAGCCAUCUGUUGCCGGCUUUCUUAUGCAGAAGGAACUUGAUUAUCUUGUUGGUGCUGUAGCAAAUCCCAAAAAACCUUUUGCUGCGAUUGUUGGUGGCUCUAAGGUUUCAACCAAGAUUGGGGUGAUGGAGUCAUUGUUGGAGAAGGUAGAUAUUCUCAUCCUUGGUGGGGGAAUGAUAUUCACAUUCUACAAGGCACAAGGCUAUUCUGUUGGUUCAUCACUAGUCGAGGAAGACAAGCUUAAUCUUGCUACAUCACUUCUCGAGAAAGCCAAGUCUAAAGGGGUGUCUCUCUUGUUGCCUACUGAUGUGGUUGUAGCUGACAAGUUUGCUGCAGAUGCAGAGAGCAAGAUUGUACCAGCGUCUGGAAUUCCUGAUGGCUGGAUGGGUUUAGACAUCGGUCCUGAUUCCAUCAAGUCAUUCAGUGGAACUUUAGAGAGCACCAAGACCAUCAUUUGGAAUGGACCCAUGGGUGUGUUCGAGUAUGAAAAAUUCGCAGUGGGGACUGAGGCGAUUGCAAAGAAGUUGGCUGAUCUGAGUGGAUCAGGGGUCACAACCAUCAUCGGAGGUGGUGACUCGGUGGCCGCUGUUGAGAAGGUCGGACUUGCUGCUAAGAUGAGCCACAUUUCAACCGGAGGAGGUGCUAGUUUGGAGCUGUUGGAGGGCAAGACUCUUCCAGGUGUUCUUGCUCUUGAUGAUGCCUAAACCGAAAUGGCAGUUCCUCCUCAUCCUUGACUUUUUUGAAGUAGUUAAUAGUUGCACGUUUCUCCAUGUCCGUCGAGAUCGUUUUCUCGAAGUUUUGGUAAUGUGAUCGAAUAAGUUUUCCCUUGUGAAGUGAAUUUCACCGUCUGUUGCUGAAACAAACCUUCAACUAUUCCAUGAGUUCCUUAUGCGAUACUGGUUAGGAUUUGUGUGUUUUCAA